AUGCUCCAGCUCGCUUGCGUCUUCCCGCCAUCAUCCCUUCAAGCCUACCCCUACCAGAAUAUCGAGAAGAUGAGUGUCGAAAGCAACUCUUGCAGAGAGAUCCUCAGGCUGCAGCGUACGGACGCAUUACUCGCCAACUUCACUUCGAUCCGAGACAAAGAAGAACUCGCCUUUGCGAUCAUAUCUUCGCUCCCCUUCUCAAGUAUCGCUGCGCUACAGCGCCGGAUAGCCCCGCUAUUGCGAUUUGACCUAGUUGGGCUCCUGCCGUAUGAAGUGGCGCUACACAUCCUGUCCUUCCUUCCGUCGGAAUCGCUCCUCACAUGCUCGUUGGUGAGCCGAAGUUGGCGCGUUCUCGCAGAAGACCAGUCGCUGUGGAAGGCUUUAUGCUCGCAACGUGACUGGGAAUGGCGUACAUCGUCUUCUUCCCCCCGUAUGCCUGACACCGCAUAUACAUAUCCUAUUUCUGGAGACUCGGAUGACGAAGGUAUGGGCGCGGAAGAAGACUCUGAAGCGGUGUUCGACAGCGAGGGCGGAGAGGAUUCCGGCUUCGCAUCUAUGAUGGUCGAUGGCUUCAAUGAAGCUCAGGACUAUACCACCAUUACUCACCCAAGCCCUGCUUGUAGCCACGAAGCUCAGUUGCGCCCGAUGUCACGUACCCAGCAGCCAGAACAUGUCGUCAAGGUCGAUUACAAGCUUCUUCACCGGACCCAGACUCGCCUCCACAACCGCAUGCUGCAUGGGUCUUACAUGUUGUAUACCUUUCCGAUGAGUGGCGUCACAAACGGCCACACCAACACCAUAUACUGCCUGCAACUGUACACGUACCCUGACACUGGCGUUCAAGUCCUGUUUACAGGAUCGAAAGACCGCUCUAUACGAGAGUGGGAUCUCACUACAGGCCAGGUGAUACGCGUCAUUGAAGACGCUCAUGGGAGUAGUGUGCUCAGUAUAUGCGUCCAUGAUGGCAUUAUUGCGUCCGGGGGAAGCGACUGGCAGGUGGCGAUCUGGGAUUUACCUACUGGGUCACUCAUUAAGUCGCUACGUGAUCAUGAAGAUAGUGUGCUAUGUGUGCGCUUCGAUGACAAACGGUUGGUUUCUUGUUCUAAAGACAAAACGGUGCGGACGUACUUGAUGCCAGACAUGGCUCCAGAGCACGUCCUCCAGGGCCAUCGUGCCGCCGUCAAUGCGGUUUCAAUCGCGUCUAACCAAAUCAUCUCGGCAUCAGGGGAUCGGACAAUACGGCUGUGGGAUGCGGACUCAGGUGCCCUACUGCGCACUUUCGAGCAACAUCAUGGUCGAGGUAUCGCUGCCACUGAUUUCAAGCCGCCAUACGUCAUAUCUGGAUCGUCUGACAAACAUCUUCGACUCUUGGAUUUGUCUACCACGAAAGGGUGGUCGACGGCCACGAAUUCUGCUAGAUCACACUCUCGGUCAUCAAACACGUUGUGCUCAGCGUGUGGUGAGGGAAUCCGGGGUUCCCCGAAUGGCGAUCUUGAACCCUGUAAUCGGCCACGUACACACCGAGACCUGGUACGAAGUGUGGCGAUGAGUGUCGAUCUUGUCGUGAGCGGGAGCUACGACCAUACUGUUAAAGUGUGGAAUCGUACGAGUGGGACACUCAUCGCUGAUCUCACUGGUGGGCACGUUGGGAGAGUGUUUUGCGUGGGGCUUGAUUGUACCAAGAUCGUGUCUUGCGGCGAAGAUCAGAGGAUCUGCAUAUGGGACUUCUCUCACGGCAUGGAUACAUCUUUCAUCAAACUCUAA
Molecule: messenger RNA, 1764 nt
Organism: Fibroporia radiculosa
Lineage: Eukaryota; Fungi; Basidiomycota; Agaricomycetes; Polyporales; Fibroporiaceae
Exons: 8
Coding region: 1-1764 (587 amino acids)
Molecular function (GO): protein binding
Source: RefSeq, a predicted model, not a curated record